Messenger RNA from Coregonus sp. 'balchen', 6153 nucleotides. The record is from the annotation of a GenBank genome assembly. NCBI's taxonomy places the organism in Eukaryota, Metazoa, Chordata, Actinopteri, Salmoniformes, Salmonidae.
AUGGCGAUGCUAGGAUCCUUUAGCUCUGCACAGCAGAAGAAAAAUGUUUCUGGAGGCGACAGGGACGUGACAGAGUUCGUCUGCCCGGUUUGUCUGGAGAUUUUUGAUAGCCCUGUCACUACACACUGUGGACAUACGUGAGUAUCUUUACAAAAAUAGAUGAUUUGUCUAUAAACGUAGCUGGCUAGACAUCGUCCAAGUUCAAGCUAACGAGCUGUCUAGCUAUUUGGCUAAACUAGCCAGCCCACUAGCAAGAUCUGUUGUGAGCUGGCUAGCUAAACGAUUGAACAUCUAUGUGCACCCGCAAGCUAACUACUUCUGACAGGAAUUAAUAAUUAGCUUGCCAUUGUGUUUAUUUUGGCAUUCAAUUUUAUGUUUUUAAGAUAUUUGUAAGUUCAUAAAUCUGUGUUUUACGUUCAGUUUUGUUUACGUCAGGAAAUGGGGUUCAGGAAUCGUGGGUUUUGUAGUUGAAUGACGUGUGAAAUAUAUUAAUGUAGAUCUUUAAAGAACUACAAUACCCAAUGUCCUCAAAGAACAGGACUUUUCCUCGGUAACGGAAGUGCAUUUAGCCAUAAAACAUUCGCACCGUCAUUUAAUUUCAUAAAGUAAAUUAAGAAACUGUCGGGUGAUGAACAUAGCGGUGUAACGUUAAUAAUCUGCGUCAGUUUAUUUCUGUCAUACCAGACGUCUAACAUUCAGUUUAGUUUUCCUUCUGUAAUGAACAAAUCGUUGGUAUUUCAUUACCUAUACAUAGAUGUUUGCUUUCAUUUUAGCGAACUAAACAACAUUCCAUGGUGAAGGAAGUUUCUGAUUAACUUCAUCAACGCAUAGCUCCGACUAAAUCGAUUCGCCCAAGGUCAAUACUUCAAAAACAUUUUAUUAUGAAACGCCCAACUUGUGCCUUUUUGUCCUCUGUAAUUGGGUGCUAUUCUUUUGUUUGCUGAAAUCCAUAGGUUUUCAAUGAACGUUAAUCAAAUACAACCACCGACUGUUUGCUAAUUGCUGUUGUUCAAAGAUGGCAACUCGGCGCAUGUGCCAAUUGCAUCUCAACAAGGAAACAGUCGGUGGUGGUAUUUGAUUGACAUUUAUUUAAAUAAAAAGUAUGGAUUUCAGCAAAGAAAUGCACACAACUACAGAGGACAAACAUGGCUACAAGGUGGGCGUUUUAUAAUAUUACACUGUAAGUAUUGACCUUGUGCAAAUUGAUGUAGUCGUUCAUCAGAAACGUCCUUCACUGCGGAGUUUAGUCCACUACCUGCAUUUUAGCCUAUGAAUGAUUUCCAACACUUCCUCUCUCUCCUUUCUGUUCUCUCCCUCCACCCUCCAGGUUUUGUCAAAGUUGUCUGCAGGCGUGCCUGAGGCCCCAAAAGCCAGUGUGUGCUGUGUGCAGGGCAGCACUGGGCCACUGGGCCAAGGCCACUGAUCUAGAUGCCCUCCUACACACCUCAGUGGCAGCCUGCAAGGGCUGUGGAGCACAGGUGUGUUUGUGUGUAUAGCACGCUGUCAUUUUGUAAAACAAUGUGAAUAGUCAAGAGAAUUAGGUUGAGGGAGUGAAUUAAAUACAGUGUAUUCAGACCACUUGACUUUUUCCACAUUUUGUUAUGUUACAGCCUCAUUCUGAAAUUGUUUUCCCCCCCUUUUUCCCCCCCUCAGUCUACACACAAUACCUCAUAAUGACAAAGCAAAAACAGGUUUUUAGAAAUUGUUGCAAAUGUAUAAAAAAUAAACUGAAAUAUUACAUUUACGUAAUUAUUCAGACCCUUUACUCAGUACUUUGUUGAAGCACCUUUGGCAGUGAUUACAGCCUUUAGUCUUCUUUGGUAUGACGCUACAAGCUUGGCACACCUGUGUUUGGGGAGUUUCUCAAAUUUUUCUAUUUUCAGGUCUCUCCAGAGAUGUUAGCUCUGGUUCAAGUCCGGGCUCUGGCCACACAAGGACAUUCAGAGACUUGUCCCGAAGCCACUCCUGUGUUGUCUUGCUGCCACCACCAUGCUUCACCGUAGGGAUGGUUCCAGGUUUCCUCCAGAUGUGACGCUCGGCAUUCAGGUCAAAGAGUUCAAUCUUUACUUCUUAGUUUCAUCAGACCAGAGAAUCUUGUUUCUCAUGGUCUGAGUGCUUUAGGUGCCUCUUGGCAAACCAAGUGGGCUGUCAUGUGCCUUUUACUGAGGAGUGGCUUCCGUCUGGCCACUCUACCAUAAAGGCCUGAUUGGUGGAGUGCUGCAGAGAUUGUUGUCCUUCUGGAAGGUUCUCCCAUCUCCACAGAGGAGCUCUGUAAGUGACCAUCUGGUUCUCCCUGACCAAGGCCCUUCUCCCCCGAUUGCUCAGUUUGGCUGGGCGGCCAGCUCUAGGAAGAGUCUUGGUGGUUCCAAACUUCUUCCAUUUAAGAAUGAUGGCGACUGUGUUCUUGGGGACCUUCAAUGCUUCAGAAAUGUUUUGGUACCCUUCCCCAGAUCUGUGCCUCGACACAAUCCUGUCUCGGAGCUCUACGGACAAUUCCUUCGACCUCAUGGCUUGGUUUUUGCUCUGACUUGUACAGUCAACUGUGGGACCUUAUAUAGACAGGUGUGUGCCUUUCCAAAUCAUGUCCAAUCAGUUGAAUUUACCACAGGUGGACUCCAAUCAAGUUGUAGAAACAUCUCAAGGAUGAUACAUGGAAACAGGAUGCACCUGAGCUCAAUUUAGAGUCUCAUAGCAAAGGGUCUGAAUACUUAUGUAAAUAAGGUAUUUCUGUUUUUUAUUUUUAAUACAUUUGCAAACAUUUCUAAAAAUCUGUUUUACUUUGUCAUUAUGGGGUAUUGUGUGUAGAUUGAUGAGGAUUUUUUAAUUUAUUUAAUAAAUUUUUGAAUAUGGCUGUAACGUAAAAUGUGGAAAAAGGGAAUGCACUGUAUUUGUAUAUGUGCACAAAAGUCUCUGCCUCUGUUUUUGAAUAUACUGCGCUACCAUUAGCACUGACGCCUGGUUUCUUGUCUUUCUCAGGUGGGCCUGUCCCAGAUGAGAGGCCACACGGCAGGCUGCUCCAAGUACCAGGAGUACAUUGAGGAGGGGGUCAGGACCACUGCCCAGACCCAGCCUAACAUUAUCGGGUGAGAGAGGGAGGGUGUAGCCUGAGUGGUGGUACAGCAGCUUUGAUAUGCUGUGCAAUCUUCCACUAAUGGACAUAGUAUAAUAUUAUCUGCCUCUCUCUUUCUAAGUAAUCCAUACAUGUAUUGAUGAUUAACCCAUCUUUAUAGGUUCUUAACUUUGUAAUGGCUCUAAAUAUCCUAACGUCUUUAUUGACUUUUGCAUAACUGUUUGAGUUUCAUAGAUGUUGGCACAGACCCAUAGAUGUUGGCACAGACCCAUAGAUGUUGGCACAGACCCAUAGAUGUGUUGGUUGUUUAGCAACAACACAGACGCGGGCGCAACUAUGGGGAAAAACCCAUGGGGUUGGCUUAGACUGUUGACAACAUCUAAACUAUAUUUAGUCUCCAAUAUUUAUUGAAAACAUAAAUACAUUUGCUCAAUGAGCACUUGUUGUCUCUCAAAUACAUUGUAACAGUUGGUUAGCUAGUAAAUUUUUUGCCAUAGUAACAUAGACAUAACAUCAGUCAAAACCCUUCAAAACAAGACAUAGUCUAAAGAACAAGCUAAAACUAGCUGACACGAGCCACCUCAUUGUUGCUAGUGCUCUGGCCAUCCAUAAUCACAACAACACACCGGCUUCUGCCCCAUUGACGCGUGCACAUUGUUUUCAUGAUUUUGUCAGCUAGCUCGUCUAUAGGAGCCAUUAUCAUGUAUAAUGCAAACAAAGGAAGCACUGCUUUAACAACAACAUGUCUGCUAAAAAAAAAAAGUCUCAUUCCCCUUCCCCUCUGUCUCUCCAGCCCUGUGUCCAACCCCUUCACCUUCUCCUGCCCCUACUGUAACUGUUCCCCUCUGUCUCUCCAGCCCUGUGCCGAAUCGCUUCACCUUCUCCUGCCCCUACUGUAACUACCAGAACCUUGACCAGGACGGCCUGGUGGAGCACUGCACUUCCCAGCAUGCCCGGGACACGCGCCACGUGGUAAGGGGUUCUCACUGAAACAUGACCCACCUGAUAAUUGCCUCCCCUCCAGCAUUUUUCGUUCAUUGCGUGAGGACGAAGAUGGUGUGUUACUGUUAAUGCAUGCAAUCUAUGACAGCCUGCUUCAGCCAGGGGUGUAACAUGAGAUGUUGUUGCAAAGAAAGAGAGUGUGAAUGAUGGAGGGAGAGAAUAAGGGAAAGCUUGACAGAAAGCAAAGAGAGAGGAAAACAAGAUCAAAGAAAAGGGAAGGAAGAUGAGGGGGAUGGCUUGUAAAAUCAGGUGCUCCACUGUGCUCAUCAAUCACUCUGCAUUAGAGCAGGUCCUAAAUCAUCACACACACAGAGCUAUCUGCCAGGAGCCUGUAUGACUUACUACCAUACCAGAGUCCCCUCCUAGCCGCUGACGGUCACACACACACACACACUUUAGUGUUAUAGCGGGAAAAAAUGAAAUAAUACCUGCCAAGGUGUAUAGUCAUAGCUCAAGCCUUCUUGGAAGCAGGGGAGGGGGUGGUGGAGGUUGGGUGGCAUGGGAACGUCUAGGGGUGUCACAGCGUUUAUGUUAGCAGGUAAUUGACGGCUUUUGGCUGAUAAAAAUAAUUAAUUUGCAAUUGUCUCAACUGGUACCGGCCCACGCCAGUGAGUCCGUGACACUCGGCUGUGUGCACACAGGGGAGAAGUGUUUAAAAAAUAAAUAAAAAAUGCUAUAUAGAUCUUCCAUAUCAGUGCCCUUCACCAUUAAUUACAUUUUGCUAGAUUAAUCUACCUAAAAGAUAAUUUACAGAAAUGUCAUACAACUCCACCAAGGAGUAUUUAGGUGAAUUAUACAUCUUACGUCUCUUCUUCCCCUAAUCUGGUUGAGUAGCUAAAAGAUCAAAACGGUGCAAAUCAAGCUAGCUAACGGUUCGCUAACUAGUUAGCUACUGUACAACGGAUGGAGGCAAAGAAUAGUGACGCUGAAACAGAGGAUAUUGAACAGCCAGAGUGACAGAGGGAGACAGUCAUUGUGAAAGGAGCCAAUGUUUACUUGGUAGGCUAUCAUUCCUCCUCCUUGCAUACCAUAAAACUUCAAUUAAUAGCCCAGACGUUUAUUUGCUUCAAUCACUGAACACAACUGGAGCUAAUUAGAGACAGGCUUCUAUUUGAGCCAGGCGUCUAUUUCCUUAAUACACACAGCAUUUUCUCAAUAAAAUGUUGAAAAACCACCACCAUUUUUAUUGUGACCAGUACAAACAUUAUAAUAACAAAUACAUUGCAGAUCAUACACCCUUGAUUUUGCGCUUCAGCACAAUUCUCUCACUCAUUGCACCUUGUAUCCCCACUCAUUGCACCUUGUAUCCCCACUCAUUGCACCUUGUAUCCCCACUCAUUGCACCUUUUAUCCCCUGUAUUUGGGAUCACUGUGCUGUUUCAUCCAUGGCAAUGAUACUCUCCUUUCUCUUCUUUUACGCAAUCUUUACGGUACUCACUGAAGUUCACUCUUAACAAUUAAUUUAGACCUGGCAUUUAUUUGAAACGGGUGUUUUCUGAAAUGUGUGUCACUAUUAAAAGAGACUGGUGGCUAUUUGAGUCUCAGCGUUUUAAUUAAAUUUUGACGGUAGCUCGAUAAUCAUUGCAGUCACUUCCAUGUGGUGUAAAUCGGCAGUGGGCACUCCUAAUGAAGCAUUAGCCUACAUGGGUGUCUAUUAGAUAAAGCCUGUAAAAAUCUGGACAUACAUUUGACGGAAACGAUGGCAUGUGAGUGUGCAUGUCUAGUGUUGCUUUAAUACAAUUAUGUUACUUGUGAGGGCGAGCUAAAGACUCCUAUGCGUCCAGAUGAACAAUGUUCUAUUCUGUUGCAGGUGUGUCCUAUCUGUGCCUCUAUGCCUUGGGGAGACCCUAACUACAGGAGCGCUGACUUCUUCCAGCACCUCAAGAUUAGACACACCUUCUCUUAUGACACCUUUGUCGUAAGUGGAUCUUAAGACACAGUGGCCACAAUUUGGUUAUUGUACACUUCUGUUUUUGUUUUUCUUAUUUAAUUAUUCCCCUUCUCUCCUCUCUCAGGACUACUCCACAGACGAACACACUAUGAUCCAGGAGGCUCUACAGCGCUCCCUCAUGGAGAACUGA